Molecule: messenger RNA, 1329 nt
Organism: Penicillium samsonianum
Lineage: Eukaryota; Fungi; Ascomycota; Eurotiomycetes; Eurotiales; Aspergillaceae
Product: diacylglycerol/lipid kinase family protein
Exons: 1
Coding region: 1-1329 (442 amino acids)
Biological process (GO): sphingosine biosynthetic process
Cellular component (GO): membrane; intracellular membrane-bounded organelle; cytoplasm
Source: RefSeq, a predicted model, not a curated record
AUGGCUGAACCUUUGGCCGUCGACGUAGUUGACAGCGCCCUGAAAUACACAUCUCACGCAGGCGUUGAGUGUUUGAUUGACUUCAAUGACAUUCUCUGCGUGUUGUCCAAUCAUGUACCCACGUAUAGUGUGCUGUUCUUCCAGAAAACCGAACUGGAUGGCGACAAGUCUGAGGACUUUUCCUUAAAAAAGAUCGAUAUCGAGUCCCUGCCUGCAGCACUAUCUCCUUUUGUGAUCAAGAUUCCUAGCCACCUUCGACAAGAAGAUGAGCCACCUAUCGUCCAGGUUGUGGUAUCUACUGGAUCAGGAACGGGGAAAGCGAAGACAAUCUUUCAAGAUGUUGUACGGCCCCUUCUCACAUAUAUUGGUCUGGAGAAUUACGAGCUCUACGAAACACAGUCUGCGCAAACUAUCGUCGAGCUUGCACGAUCGAAAUUCCUGGAGCGGGCUCAUAAUGGCGUUCCUCAGACCAUCAUCCUUCUUUCUGGCGACGGGGGUCUCAUCGAUAUUCUCGAGAUUUUCUACAAAUCCAAUAUGGCGAUUGGGGUAUCUCCCAAUAUUGUGUUGAUUCCUUGUGGGACAGGGAAUGCCAUGGCAAAUUCUAUCGGGUUACGAUCUGGUCCGGUCCCGGGUCUUUCAACACUACUUCGAGGCAGUCCAUCUUCCAUACCGGUCUUUGCUGCCAAAUUUUCACCUGGCAGUCGGCUGGUCACCGACGAAGGUCGCCAGCGAGCCGAUAUCGACACCGAUGUUCACCACACAUUAUACGGGGCCGUUGUUGCGAGCUGGGGGCUCCAUGCUGCAUUAGUUGCGGACAGCGAUACAUUCGAAUACCGCAAAUUUGGAGUCGAUCGUUUCAAGAUGGCCGCAAAUGAGCUACUUCAUCCCUCGGAUGGCACUCCGCCUCACCAAUUCAAAGGCAAAAUCACAUUAACAACCUCGAAUGGCCCGAACGAGACACGUUCCCAAAAAGCAGUGGAAGGACCUGAGCACAUGUAUGCGCUUGCUACACUCGUUCCACGACUUGAGAAGGAGUUCUUGAUUUCCCCAGACUCAGUGCCCCUGGAUGGGCAGAUGAGGUUCAUCCGCUUCGGUCCUAUGUCGGCGGAAGACGCGAUGCAGUUGAUGACUCUAGCCUACCAGGGCGGUCGACAUGUGAUGGAAGAUACGGUCACCUAUGCCAACACUGAGCAAGUUCGAAUCGAUUUUCAGGAAGACGAGGAGAGGUGGCGACGUGUUUGUAUUGAUGGAAAGAUCGUCGCUGUCGAAAGAGAUGGUUGGGUGGAAAUUUGUAAAGAACCUAGCCGUUUGCUGAACUUGAUUAAUUAG